Molecule: messenger RNA, 3627 nt
Organism: Cadophora gregata
Lineage: Eukaryota; Fungi; Ascomycota; Leotiomycetes; Helotiales; Ploettnerulaceae
Exons: 5
Coding region: 809-2593 (594 amino acids)
Biological process (GO): positive regulation of transcription from RNA polymerase II promoter by galactose; DNA-templated transcription
Cellular component (GO): nucleus
Molecular function (GO): zinc ion binding; RNA polymerase II cis-regulatory region sequence-specific DNA binding; DNA-binding transcription factor activity, RNA polymerase II-specific
Source: RefSeq, a predicted model, not a curated record
GAUGAAAUGAAAGGUGGGAGUUGUGUUUGUGCAGACAAGAGAGAGCAGGUUGAAUUAAUGCUAAAGCAGGUGCGGUGCGGUGCGUUGCAACUUUGCUUUUUCAUAGUACGAAGGUACAUGUCUAGAUUUACAGUACAGUGCACUGCAUUAGUAUAAUAAGUUACAGUACCAACGGGACUGUCCCAGGUCAUACAGUAUAAUAUUAAAUAUCAGAUCAGAGCAGGCCACGCCAGACCAGGCAAGGGCAAGUGCAGCCCGCCCAGCCAAGCCUAGCCAUCUCUUCACAUUCCUGCGCUCUACGUAACGUACGUACAGUACAGUACAGUACAGUAACUUGACGUCGCCCGUCAAGAAGCAACUAUCAAUUGGUAGUCGACCGGUCUCCUGAUAAUACACGGCAUACAAUACUGUAUUUGCCCAGCGCUUCAUCGAUCAGUAGACUCGGACUGUGCUUUGUGGUGUCGGUGUCUCUGUGUUCGCCCAGCAUCCGACGGACUUGCGUCGCAUUCCGGCUUCUCUCCGACCCCUCAUCCGAGCAACUCCUCCUCUUUCACCCGCUCUAUCGCCUCUCACAGAAUUGCUCCUAUACCUACAGUACCGACGAUAUCCCUGCCCUGUCCGAUUAACGUUUGCAGUGAGCCGCAGGGUAGGUAGUCUCCAGCUUUCGUCGGAAGCUAUCUACUACCCGGAGAGAGAGGAGCAGCCUCACGUUACACAUUUAUUGCAUUGGCCGGAUGUAGUUCAGCAGCACAGGCUUUAGUCUGGUCACUCUUGAGGGGCAUGGUCAACGAUAGAGACAGACGAAACCAUGACACGGCCGAAAGUGGACCCUGACAAGCGGAUUCGUACGGCCCAAGCCUGCGAAUCCUGUAAGCGGAGGAAACAAAAGUGUAAUGGCCUGCGGCCGUGUCAAACAUGUACAAAGCGAAGCCUGACCUGCACAUAUGGAGAGGAGACCGGAUCUGAAGGCAUACAAACAUCCCCUAAGCGUCGGAUGUUGGAGGCUAGUCUGGACGCCCCCAAAAGUGUUACCCUUUCCCCUGGACACGGCAACCGUCUCUCAAAUGGGAAGUCUCUAGCUCGACCGGAGAACAAGCAAAAUGGAGGGAAUGGGAUCUCAGAUAAUGGGGAUGGCAGUAUCAAACCCCUAGAUCAGUACCAGGACGGCCUCUAUGGAGGGAAAUCUCGGCGACGAGGCUCCAGCGAUCGUCACAUAUCAGACGAAAGCAUAGUAUUCCACUCUGGAGCGUCGAACAAUACCAACGGUCAAGAAGAGGAAGUCGCUGACUAUUACGAAGAAGGCCGGAUGUUGCAAGAUCCAACCGGUAGAUUAUUAUAUAUUGGAGAUUCGGCAGUAUUGUCUUUCUUACAAUUCAUCCGAAUGAUUGUUGAAAGCGUGUCUGGGCACUCUGAUUUUACUCAAGACCCGAUGAGGCACAUGAUUGUCGAGAACACUACGUCUUUGCCGGUAAAUGUGCGACAUACUCACCUUCUUCCAGACAGGCAGACAGCCAAUGUUUUGGUCGAUUCUUACUUUACAAACAUAAACGGACUAAUAGAAGUCUGUCAUCGAAAGACUUUUAUGACUUCACUCGAACAGUGCUACACAGAUCCGCUUAGCAUUGACCCAACAUGGCUAUGUCUGCUUCAUCUUGUAUUCGCAAUUGGCUUGGUCAUGGCCUCGCCAACCCCGGGAUCGCCAGAGGAUUUCGUUAUCAAGAAAUUGAGAGCAGAUAGAUCAAUUGACAGGGCUGAAGUGUUCUAUGCCAAUGCAAAACAUUUAAGCGAUCCAUUUACAGGCUUUGAAAAUUCUGGAUUUUGGAGUAUACAGGCCUUGACACUGAUGUCUGUUUACAUGCUGGCUGUUUCAAAGAGGAAUGCAGCUUACGCAUUUCAUGGUAUGGCCGUCCGAUCUGCAUUUGCAGUGGGCCUUCACAGAAAAGAAGCGAUGAAUCUCUUUGGCGAGGCCGAAAAGUCUGUUCGCAGGAACCUCUGGCGGACGCUGUUUGUCCUCGAUCGGUUCCUUUCAACGUCUCUCGGCCGACCAACCGCCAUUCGGGAGAGCGACUGUUCAGGAGACACUCUUCUGACCGGCGAACGAGCUCCAUUUCCUCAGGCGCCCUUUCCAACAGCUGCGAAUGCGAGUUUUACCAGUCCGAACGCUGUUGGUCUAGAGGCAUCAGUCCGCAGUUGCCACGUCAUUGGAGUAAUUCUGGAAAAGGUUUACUCACAGCGAAAGAUUUCAACAAAGCUUGCACAAGAGAUCGCAGAUCAUUGCAAAGGUUGGCCAAAAGCCCUUGAUCCAAGUCUGAACCACACACAAGCACAUUCCGCUUCACCUAGUCGAGGAAUUGCAAUAUUGCACGUCAACCUGCUCCACUUCCAUUCCCUCAUCCUGCUAACCCGGCCAUUUUUCCUAUUUUUGAUGAAGAAAAAAUACACAGCCCCUGAAGAUGCUGGUCAAGGCAUUCAUGUAUCACGGAUGGAAAAGUUUGCUAUAGCAUGUGUGGUUGCUAGUAAUCAAAGCAUCGCUUUGGUACAAAGUGCAAGAGACAGCGGAUAUUUGUCACAAAGAAACCCUUUUGUACUGUGAGUUUGAGACAUUCAGUUGUGUCGAUAUGUUGGGCGCUCUUCGCUAACCUAGGCAGAUACUUUCUUUUCGCUGCAAGUCUUGUCGUCCUGUCCAAUGAGUUCUGUGGUCUCUAUCAGAAUCCAAACGCCAGCACUUCAAUGGUCACUGCCAUCAAUAUCAUGCAUUACUUCUCUGAGCAAGACCCACAAGCACGCCGUCUACUUGUUAUCUUGACAUCAUUUCGUGAUGUCGUAUCCCAGGAGCAAACAAUGCCAGCCCAAGGACACGACGCCUCUCGAGCAAGUGGGGCCAUUCUACCAUCAAAUCCUGCUCUUAUAGAGGAAAACAACGACGCAAUGGCAAAUCUGUUCCAAGGAGGCUUGCCUUACCCAGGCAAUAGUCCAUCACUCUCCUCACCCCUAGUUGGAUUCAAUACCGCACAACGCGAAUCUCAGCCAAUGUCCUUCUCGACACUGAAUAAUACCACAUCUCAAAAUAACAACCACUUUUCUUCUCAAGGUCAACAAGAACAGCGUCCUUCAUCUCGCCAAAACUCCAUGGACGCCUUCGUAGAUCUCGCACGAGUCACAAGCAAUCCCAAUAGCGGCGAUAGCAACGAUGGGAAUGAGUCCUUCGCCAACGAGGAGAUCGAUUUUGAAGCCUUCUAUAAUUUUCCGUAUUCAAAUAGUGCUGUUAUGACACCAGGUCUUAUCUCUAGUAUGACACCAGGUGGCAUACUUGGGGAGUCACAAUUAAGACCAGACGAGAUCCAAGGCUUCGGCGACAGUCGGGUGCCAAUGUUCGGGUUGACGAACAUGGACUUUACGAAUUAUCCCUAGUACCACCGCCCUGAUACCAGAUCAGUGCUUAUGAGAGUCUUGGGACAAUUGGAAUGAAUUACUGAUGUUAUAAUGCUACCUGGGCUUUGAAAGCGCAUUCAGUGGGCCGGCUUUUUCUAAAAGAGGGCUGCAAGGGUUGUGUAAAAUAGGCGAACUGGGUUGGACCAUCAAAAGGAGGCUUCUUCUCGGAAUGGAAUUCACCAUUGUUUACCUGUG